This is a messenger RNA of Aspergillus steynii IBT 23096, 1073 nucleotides long. Its product is annotated as YoaK family protein. Bases 97 to 888 code for a protein of 263 amino acids. The record is from RefSeq and is a predicted model, not a curated record. NCBI's taxonomy places the organism in Eukaryota, Fungi, Ascomycota, Eurotiomycetes, Eurotiales, Aspergillaceae. The transcript has a single exon.
UUUAAUUCCGUCCUCCUUCUGAGGUUGUCCUUGUUACAUUCUUCUUUCUUCUGGUUAACUUUCUUGCCAGCCAAUUCCCCGUCUCUGGCACCCACCAUGUCCUACCAUCAAUUCCCCUCCCACGAGGCCACUCCCCUUCUCAACCACAGCUCAGACCAAGACCAAAAGCCCUCCAUUCUGACGCGUCUCCGCGACCAUCUACGCGCCGAAAUCACGACGCAAUGGACCGACCUCCUGCUCAUCUUCUGCUACCUCAUCACGGGGCUCCUCGACAGCGCCGCCGUCUUCAUCUGGGGCUCGUUCGUGAGCAUGCAGACCGGAAACACCGUGUACCUGGGCCUGGGCCUGUCGGGGCUCGACACGGGCAACCGGUGGACGAAAUCCGCCAUAUCGAUCACCUCGUUCUGCGUGGGGAGCUUCUGCUUCGGACACUUCCAUCGGAUGUUCCGCGCGCGCCAACGCUGGGUCCUGGCCCUCUCGUUCACCGUGCAGAUGGUCUGUGUGGCUGUUGCGGCGGGGAUUGUGAGCGUGCAUCAUCCCAACAAGGAUGGGGAGGGGAUCGCAUGGACGACGGCGGUGCCGUUGGCGCUGGUGGCGUUCCAGAGUAGUGGGCAGGCGUUGACGAGUCGCGUGUUGAAAAUGAAUGGGUUGACGAGCGUGGUGCUGACCAGCGUCUACUGCGAUUUGUUCUCGGCGCCGGGCGUGCUGGGUCUGUCUGAGGUGGAGGGACGCAGGAGAGUCGGCGCCAUUGCCGGAUUGAUCUUGGGGACGGUGAUAGGGGGAUGGUGGGCGAAGAGUGAGAUCGGGUUGGAGGGCGCGUUGUGGACGACGGUGGGCUGUAAGGGGAUUAUUGCUGCGGCGUGGUUAGGGUGGGCGGAGAAGGUAUAGAAGAUUAGAUUAUAUUAUUUUGUUUAUAUAUUUGGGUUGGACUGGUUCACGACGCCAGAGGUCCACGGCUGUAGUAUACAUGAUUGAGACAUCCAUCCCGCUCUUAACCCUGGCAGUAGACGCUGCCGAUGGGCACCGGGUCGGCCGACGAGUGAUCACCCGGUCCCAGAAGUGUUUGGCGACCA